Molecule: messenger RNA, 2568 nt
Organism: Cryptococcus amylolentus CBS 6039
Lineage: Eukaryota; Fungi; Basidiomycota; Tremellomycetes; Tremellales; Cryptococcaceae
Exons: 4
Coding region: 1-1998 (665 amino acids)
Source: RefSeq, a predicted model, not a curated record
AUGGCCCUCCUCGCCGCCCUCCUGCUGCCCCCGACGACAGCGUGGGCUGCCACAGACCAGAUCCAGGCAUUCCAGUUCGCCCUCAACACCGCACUCCCCGUCCUCCCCGUCACAUACACCUGCCCCUCCCCGCUCGCAGUGUCCAAGACCAGCUACAGCAAUGCAAAGACUGACGAUCCCAAGGGACCAUACAGCAUGGUCGCCCUCGUCCAUGAGCUGCUGUAUGACGGUGCGGGCAUACAGUAUGAACGCGUGUACUCUGUCACCGUCGGCCUGGGACAGCUCGACAAGAUGACAGAGGUCGCUCAUCCGUGGGGCAACGGCACGCAGUUUAUCGCCUGCAUGUGGUCAGCCAACGCGGUCUCUGGCGGCUGCCAAGACUUGUUCACCGUCGUCCCCAGUGCCGACCUCACCGCCGCUGCUUACCAAAACACCUCGUCCACCUGCCGCACGCCCAACGUGCUCGAGUCGUGGGUCACCCCUGCAAACGAGACACUCGAUGUGUCAGUCACAGGCGUGUCUGGCGACCUUGCCAUCAACGCCUGGCCUCCGUCUUGCUCGGAUAUCCAGUUCACACCCAAAAACGGCACAGCCCCCUACACUCUCCUCAUCGCCCCCGCCGCACACCCUCCGCUCAACAUCACCUCCUCAGACACGUCAUCCAUCAACUAUACAGUCCAUCUCACGCACGGCCAAGCAUUCAUGGCCGCCUUGUACGACAGCGCUGGUAAUUCAUGGGCGUAUGGACCGUUACAUGCAGGGUACAGUGAUAAUGUCAAAUGUCUUGGGGUGGCUACGGGCGAAGAGGCAGAUGACCCUGCCGCAGGGUAUGGGUUGGGAGCGUUGGUGGGAGGGGUAGCGGGGGCGUUCGUCGUCGGAGCGCUCGGUGCGGGGCUACUCUUAUUCUUCCUCUUUCGCCGGCCGCGUCGACCUAAACGCUCCGAAUCCACAGAAGACCUCUACGCCAACCCCCGUCCAUACCGUACCUCCUCCCAUCACACCGCCCACUCCAACACCGCCAGCCUGUACACCAAACCCCUCCUGCCCAACGAUACACCCGAAUUCGAUACCCCUGCUACCCUGUACGAUCCGCAUAUGGCCGGGCCGGGCGGGUAUCCGCAGGGGCAUGUGAAGCGAGGUUCGGCGGGGACGGUCGGGACGCAGGGGAGGGAGAGUAUUUCGUCUGCGAGGCCUUUUCCUCGUCCGCCUUUACACCAACACUCUUCGUCGGGCGAGUAUGUCAACCCGUACACCCCAUCUCCGCCUCUCCAAGGUGGCGGAAACUACCGCGACAACAUCAUCCUUGCCGACUUUGGCGCGGGGCAAAGAAGAGGGAGUGGGUCGCCGAGGAGUACGGGUAUGGUGCGUCCUGUCGAAGGGGAAAAUAAUGGGCAGUCACAAGAAACGUCCUACAUCUCCCGCCGAUCUGCGCCGGGACCGGGCAUCUCGCCGAGAUUACCAGCAAGCCCAGGUCCAUCCUCCCACGGCCGCUUCCCCUCUGCCCCAGCACCAUCCUCCCCGAGCCCCCGAUUCGACCCAUUCAACCCUCCCACCCAACCUCUCCCGCCUACCCCGUUCCUUCAACACCAAAAUCGCUCGGGGUCGUUCCAUUCUCUUCCAGGAGCAGGGGAAAGUCCACCGGCCUCGCCGGGGAGGAUGAGGAAUGUCUACGUCGUGCAUGCAGAUGGAGGCGCAGGUGCAGACGUGACGAUCCAAUUACCAGGGCCAAAUCCCAACACCCACAUCAUCGAGCUCCCACCAAACUACCGUCGGACCCCCUCCCCACCCCGAUCAUCGCCUUCCCUCACGCCGCUUAUACCGGGGGGACAUGAUUUCUCACCGCCGCCGUUGAGAGGAGGCGGAGAGUUGGAGUUGGUUAGGUCGAGGGCGAGCGCGUUGAGUGGGUUGAGUGUACAGACGGGGACGGGGGAUAUGGGGGCGGAUGAGUUGAGGGCGAGGGCGGAGGCUGCUAUCGCUGAAAAAGAUCGGCCGCUUUGAUUGCGCCUUUUAUCACCUGUUAUUGUUCUUUUGACGUUGGUGUAUAGUUGUAUCGUACCAAAAAAGCCAAAAAUAUAUUGGAAUUUUGUACAGGCUGUGGCUUUCCUUUCCGCUCAUAAAUGCACUCGGAUGUCUUGCACCCAAUGCUAGGACAUACUGGGAUACGUGUUAAACCACUAUUAUGAUCAUCUGGGAGGUUGCAGAAGAUGCGCAAGCCAGAGGGGGGCAGGGAAGGAUAUCGUCAGCACUACAUCCUUCCGAUAAGGCCAGGCAUGAGUCCCACUCGAGACCCUCCUUUCAUAUCCUGGCGCUCCCAUCACGGAUACGCACGGCGAUCAGGAGACGGGAGAUCGGAGAUGUAUACCCCGCGGGCAAUUACGCUUUGGGGGUACAAGGGCAUGUAUGAGUAACCCGAUCUUCCUCAUAGCCGUAGCGCACAUAAUAGUGGCUGAAAGGUUGCCGACUUGUCGGCUUUGCUAGCUGCCAACCAUUCUGGACACGGCUUGUUUUCAAAGACGACAUCAAGGCAGAGAGGUCCGAAAAUUCGUAUAAUGAUAGCAUGCAUGUAUC